Messenger RNA from Erigeron canadensis, 1641 nucleotides. Its product is annotated as F-box/FBD/LRR-repeat protein At4g00160-like. The transcript has a single exon. NCBI's taxonomy places the organism in Eukaryota, Viridiplantae, Streptophyta, Magnoliopsida, Asterales, Asteraceae. Bases 1 to 1641 code for a protein of 546 amino acids. The record is from RefSeq and is a predicted model, not a curated record. Gene Ontology annotation, molecular function: protein binding.
AUGGAGAAAGGAGUCAUCACUUCCGCAACAACGCAAGCAUAUUCAUUAGAAAAAAGAGAUGAUGAUAUUGUUCUUCCUGCGGAGUUGAUGCACCGUAUACAAUCGUUAUUAUCGGAAAAAGAAGCCGCCCGCACGUGUGUCUUGUCCAAGUCAUGGUUACAUGCUUGGUCUACCAUCCCAAACCUCAGGUUUCCUACUAAUCAAGUAUCCACCAUAUACAAAAAAUAUAUUGACAAUACCAUCCAAAGGUAUCACGACCACAAUAUACCCAUCGAAUCUUUAGAAUUUCUCUUAGAAGUCGAAAACAAGGAAGCAGAUGAAAUUUGGAUGCGGGAUCGUUUACUCGCUCCCGAAACAACAAGUUGUCUCAAGGAUCUUUGCCUUUAUAUAUCUGAUGCUCGAACCGUUCCUCGGCAGUCGUUUAAAUUACCGGAUAAUGUAUUCUCUGGCGACAAGUUACACACUAUCAAGUUGUGCUCAUCCUGUUGCAUCUUAGAUGAUAUCUAUAUCGGAAUCAAUCAUGUGAUCAAAUGUGUAUCCUUGCGUGUUCUCAGGUUAUCACAUGUGAAUAUUAGUGAUGAUGUGUUUCAUAACUUAUUGUCUACUUGUAGGUUGCUUGAGAAGGUUAUCCUUUUUCUCUGCUUAGGGUUAAAGACAAUCAAGGUUAAAAAUCUUGGUUUUCUUUGCCAUCUUCAAAUCAUUAGUCGCGCACAAGAUGAUGAUGGUUUUUUGGAAAUCGAUAACGUCCCAAGUCUUGGAUUUUUUUCUUACAAGUCGUUUGCGUUUUCGAUUGCGGAAACGGGAAACCUUUUACCUUUCAAAACAACGGGCAGCACCACCGCUUGUUCGUUAGGAAGAAGCGUAACUCGGCUAUACUUGAACGGUGUGAUCAUCGACGAUACAUUUAUUGACAUGAUCAAAUCCAAGUUUGUUUUUCUUGAAACGUUGACACUUAAAAUCAGGUGUUGGGCCUCGGAAAGGUUGGUUAUCACUAGUCUUUCUCUCAAGAGGCUCAAGCUAAAGUUGAGAUGGUCAUCAGUCAAGGACCUACAAGUUGAUGCUCCAAAUUUACUUUCUUUCUCUUAUAAUGGAGUGACAAUACCAACUCUCUUGUUUCCAUCCAGCAUUGCUCCUCCCAAGCAAAUUAAACUUAAACUCUACCGAUUAUGGAAACCACUUGAUACUUCAUUCUUGCUUAAGUUGAAGGAGGUACUUAAUAAUUUUUCAGCAAGCACGUUUGACAUUCAUAUAGCCUCGUCUUCCAAAUCAUUGAAUGCUGGUGAUGUUGAUGAAAUUAUAAGAAAAGGGCCGGUUGCUAAUAACGUCCAACGACUAUCCCUGCAUGAAAUACAUUUGGGUGAUCAUUCUUUUGAUGCUUUCUUUUCUAUUUGCAGCCCCAGUCAUCUUGGGUUAUGGAACUAUAACUCAGAGCAGUGCUUCUCUACCCUAACAGUCGUAAGGGGGGUGAUGAAAAAUAACACAACUCAUUAUGAUCAUCUAAAACAAGUCGUGGUUCAAAACCCUCUUAGUGGAGAAUGGGAGGCUCUAACAAGCUCUUGGGAAACUGAUUUUCAUGACUCAUUAACCGACGGUCUUGAGUUUAAACUUAACUGGUCGUCGGCGUUUUCCCUUGAUUGUUAG